Messenger RNA from Solanum pennellii, 1321 nucleotides. Its product is annotated as cinnamoyl-CoA reductase 1-like. The transcript has 6 exons. Gene Ontology annotation, molecular function: oxidoreductase activity, acting on the CH-OH group of donors, NAD or NADP as acceptor. The record is from RefSeq and is a predicted model, not a curated record. The coding region runs from base 69 to 1040 and encodes 323 amino acids. NCBI's taxonomy places the organism in Eukaryota, Viridiplantae, Streptophyta, Magnoliopsida, Solanales, Solanaceae.
GGCUAAUUUUCAUCAAUUCUUUAUACAAAAAAAUAAUAAAAUUAAAAGUAUUCAAUAUUAUUAUUAUUAUGAGUUUGGAAACAAAAACAGUAGUGUGUGUAACAGGAGCUUCUGGUUUCAUAGCUUCAUGGCUAGUCAAAUUAUUGCUAAAUCAUGGUUAUACUGUGAAGGCUUCUGUUCGUGAUCCAAAUGAUCAAGAAAAGAUAGAUCACUUGACGUGUCUUGAUGGAGCCAAGGAGAGACUUCACUUGUUCAAAGCAAGCCUGCUGGAACAAGGUUCCUUUGAUGCUGUUGUUGAUGGCUGUGAAGGUGUAUUUCAUACAGCAUCUCCUUGUUACUUUGAAGCUAAAGAUCCACAGGCGGAACUGAUUGAUCCUGCAGUGAAGGGGACACUUAAUGUUCUAGGAUCAGUCGCGAAGACACCAACUGUUAGAAGAGUGGUUUUGACAUCAUCUAUUGCAGCAGUUUCUUUCAACGGCAAGCCAAGAACGCCUGAAGCGGUGAUUGAUGAGACAUGGUGGUCAGAUCCUGACUAUUGCAGAAAAAAACAGCUCUGGUAUAUACUUUCGAAGACAUUGGCUGAGGACGCUGUGUGGAAGUUUGUGAAAGAGAAAGCUUUCGAUAUGGUUACAAUAAAUCCAGCAAUGGUUAUAGGCAGUUUUUUACAACCAACACUGAAUACAACUUGUGAUGCCAUCUUACAAUUGCUAAAAGGUUCUGAAACAUAUCCAAAUACUACAUCUGGAUGGGUUAAUGUGAAAGAUGUUGCCCUCGCGCAUAUUCUAGCAUUCGAAAAUCCUUCAGCUAAUGGUAGAUAUAUAAUGGUUGAGUCAGUUGCACAUUACUCUGAGUUAGUACAGAUAUUACGCGAGCUUUACCCUACAAUGAAGCUCCCAGAAAGUUGUGUUGUUGAUAAGCCAUUUCCGCCAAAGUAUCAGGUUAACAUCGAAAAAACCAGAACAUUGGGUGUUGAGUUCACUCCUUUGGCUUUAAGCAUCAAAGAAACUGCUGAAAGUUUGAAAGAGAAGAAAUUUUAUUGAGGUGCAUAGCAAGUAGAGAGCAUACUUCUUCUGUACCUUAAUGUUCACCAUAGCUUGGAUAGAUCGAUAUAAUACGAGCUUUUGUUACAUAUCGAUAUAAACGUGUCAUGGAUGUAGUAGAAAUAGCUUGCGUCCCUUGUAUCGACGAUUAUCGUGGUCUAUUAGAGCUACUUUGAAGCCAUGUUAUCUUUUGAAUUUGGAAGUCUAAUGUGUUUGUUAUAAUAUUUAGCAACUUACUAUUAAAAUGUGCAUUUGGUCUGUUGUUUAUGUUUGUGCAAGAA